AUGGGGAGGUAUUUCAUGAACAUCUCCUGGGACAAUCGGGACUACUCCUUCAAUGAGGACGGCUUCCUGGUGAACCCCUCCCUGGUGGUCAUCUCCCUGACCAAGGACCGCACCUGGGAGGUGGUGAGGAAAGGGCCCAGGCGUGCAGCCGCAGGGGUCGGGGUGGGCGGGGCCGGGUCCCAGGGGGCGGGGCGGAGGGCCAGGUCCCAGGAAAUGCUGACAGAAAAGCGCUGCUGCAAAGGCUUCUGCAUCGACAUCCUCAAGCGACUGGCCCAGACUAUCGGCUUCAGCUACGACCUCUACCUCGUCACCAACGGCAAACACGGGAAGAAGAUCGAUGGCGUCUGGAACGGCAUGAUCGGGGAGGUUUUCUACCAGCGGGCGGACAUGGCCAUCGGCUCCCUCACCAUCAACGAGGAGAGGUCAGAAAUCGUCGACUUCUCCGUGCCCUUUGUGGAGACGGGCAUCAGCGUCAUGGUGGCCAGGAGCAAUGGCACGGUGUCGCCCUCCGCCUUCUUGGAGCCCUACAGUCCCGCCGUUUGGGUCAUGAUGUUUGUCAUGUGUCUGACCGUGGUGGCCGUCACCGUCUUCAUCUUUGAGUACCUCAGUCCCGUCGGCUACAACCGCAGCCUGGCCACCGGCAAGCGUCCUGGUGGCUCAACCUUCACCAUAGGAAAGUCCAUCUGGCUCCUCUGGGCCCUGGUCUUCAACAACUCGGUGCCUGUGGAGAACCCCCGGGGCACCACCAGCAAGAUCAUGGUGCUGGUCUGGGCCUUCUUUGCCGUCAUCUUCCUGGCCAGCUACACGGCCAACCUGGCGGCCUUCAUGAUCCAGGAGGAGUACGUGGACACCGUGUCCGGACUGAGCGACCGCAAGUUCCAGCGGCCCCAGGAGCAGUACCCGCCCCUGCGCUUUGGGACCGUGCCCAACGGCUCCACCGAGAAGAACAUUCGCAGCAACUACGAGGCCAUGUACAACUACAUGGUGCGCUACAACCAGCCCCGUGUGGAGGAGGCCCUGAUCCAGCUGAAGGCCGGGAAGCUGGACGCCUUCAUCUACGACGCCGCCGUCCUGAACUACAUGGCCCGGAAGGACGAGGGCUGCAAGCUGGUGACCAUCGGCUCGGGCAAGGUCUUUGCCACCACGGGCUACGGCAUCGCCCUGCAGAAGGGCUCCCGCUGGAAGCGGCCCAUCGACCUGGCCCUGCUGCAGUUCCUGGGGGACGAUGAGAUCGAGAUGCUGGAGCGCCUGUGGCUGUCCGGGAUCUGCCACAACGACAAGAUCGAGGUCAUGAGCAGCAAGCUGGACAUCGACAACAUGGCGGGGGUCUUCUACAUGCUGCUGGUGGCCAUGGGCCUGUCCCUGCUGGUCUUCGCCUGGGAGCACCUGGUCUACUGGAGGCUGCGCCACUGCCUGGGGCCCACCCACCACCUGGACUUCCUGCUGGCCUUCUCCAGGGGCAUGUACAGCUGUUGCAGCGCCGACGCCGCCCCCCCGGCCGCCAAGCCCCUGCCCCCCCAGCCCCUGCCCCUGCCCAGCCCGGCCUACCCGGCCCGGCCGGCCCCAGCCCCCACGGCCGCCGGCCCCUUCCUCCCCCGCGAGCGGGCCGUGGUGGACCGUUGGCGCCGGCCCAAGCCGUCCUCGGGGCCCGGGCCCGUCCCCGUCCCGGUCACCCCUGAGGCCGCUGGCCCCCCCCGUGCCCCCCUUCCCGGGGCCAUGGCCGACAGCUUCCACCGCUACUCACGGUCCCGCGGGGCCUCAGGGGCCUGGGGAGCCCGGGUGCGCGCCCGGCCCGGCCCCUCGCCACCCCGCCCCAGGGAAGCGCCCCCCUCCCUGCCCGCCGCCGUGGCAGGGCGCGGGUCAGCGGGCCAGCCCGCCCCGCCACGCGGGUACCCCGUCCCGCCUGCCCCCGCCCGCCCGCUCUGCCACCAGGCGUCACGGGGCGAGCCCGGCCCGAGCCGCUGGCCCCGCUCGGACCCGGAAAGCCAGCCCCUGCUCCGGGGGGCCGGCGCGGGGGGGAGCUCCGCGGCCCCUCCGCCCCCGCCCUGCCGGGCGCCACCCCCGGCCUGCCCCUACCUGGACCUCGAAUUAUCCGACUCGGAUGACUCGGAGAGCUUGGGGGCGGGCUCCGGGGCCGGCCUGGAACCCUGGUGGGUGCCCGACUUCUACCCGUACGCCGACCGCUUGGGCCGCUACUGGUCGGUCGACAAGCUGGGGGGCUGGCGGGCAGGCAGCUGGGACUACCUGCCCCCCCGCCCCGGCCCCGCGGCCUGGCACUGCCGCCACUGCGCCAGCCUGGACCUCCCUCCCCCGCGCCACCUCAGCUGCUCCCACGACGGGCUGGACGGCGGCUGGUGGGCCCCGCACCAUCCCCCGCCCCCCCCGUGGGCCGCCGGGCCCCACCGGAGGCGCCCCCGCUGCCGCUGCCCCCGCGGCCACCGCGCCCCAAGCCGGCGCUCCGGCCCGGCCCCCCACCGGCGGCGCCACGCGGGGCUGUGGGACCUGCCGCCGCCCGCCCCCACCUCCCGCUCCCUGGAGGACCUGAGCACCUGCCCCCGCGUGGCCUCGGCACACGGCCGCCACUCUCGCCGGUGCCCCCACGCCAGCCACUGGGGCCCCGUGCCCCGCAGACACCGCGGGGGGGACCUGGGCACCCGCCGCGGCUCCGCCCACUUCUCCAGCCUCGAGUCCGAGGUAUGACCGACCCUGCCCCCCUCCCGGCCCGGCACCACGCGGAGGACCGGCCGCCAAAGGAGCGCCAGGGCCCGGGUCAGGACCACGGACAGAGGUGGGGCCGAGCCGGCCAGGAUCCGACAGGGCUGGGGCCCAGCCGGGGUGGGGGCUGCACGGGGUUCCCUGAGCCCCGCGGGCUUUUUUAACCUGACAAGGGCUUUUUAACGUCAUGGGAAUGGGGGGGUCCUCCCCUCCGCCCUCGCCCCUCUCGUGGGGGCUCCCGCACCAUCACUGUGCUGCUCCCCACGCCCAGAUACCACCAGGGACCACCCCCCCCUCCGGGGGAGAGGGGGCUGUUUUUAACCUUCAUCAUUGGGACACAAAACUGUGAGAGCCGCUCGCUAAACUGUGACCCCCAACCCUGAGACUGACCCCAAGACUGUGACCCCUGACCCUGAGACUGUGACCCCUGACCCCAGACUGUGAGCCCGACCCCUUCUCCCUAGCCUCUGACUCCUGAGACUGUUACCCCACCCCCAAUCCACGCCAGACACCUUGGGGUCUCCCCGAACUGAACUCUGAUCCUCCCCAUUCUUUGAACCCGGAUCCUCCGCUCCCCCAGACUACCCUUCACUGUAAUCCUGGACAUCCUCCCAGACCACGUGUCCCCUCUCCCUCCCGUAACUGACCUCCAGUGUUCAAACUCAGAACCCCCAGGCCUGGGCCCUCAAAGCCCACCCAGCCCCGCCCUGCAGCAGGGGAGGGAUCUGGGGGGGGGGGGCUCAGGGGUCCAACCCCAAUGGAAUAAAUCGAGUUUUUAUGCCUCCUC
Messenger RNA from Sarcophilus harrisii (Tasmanian devil), 3502 nucleotides. It is a transcript of the gene GRIN2D, whose product is annotated as glutamate ionotropic receptor NMDA type subunit 2D. Gene Ontology annotation, biological process: synaptic transmission, glutamatergic; monoatomic ion transport; excitatory postsynaptic potential. Lineage: Eukaryota; Metazoa; Chordata; Mammalia; Dasyuromorphia; Dasyuridae. The record is from RefSeq and is a predicted model, not a curated record. Gene Ontology annotation, molecular function: NMDA glutamate receptor activity; transmitter-gated monoatomic ion channel activity involved in regulation of postsynaptic membrane potential. Gene Ontology annotation, cellular component: plasma membrane; postsynaptic density membrane; postsynaptic membrane.